This is a messenger RNA of Adineta ricciae, 2136 nucleotides long. Lineage: Eukaryota; Metazoa; Rotifera; Eurotatoria; Adinetida; Adinetidae. The record is from the annotation of a GenBank genome assembly.
AUGCCUUCUUCAACAUCAAAAAACGCAGUCACAUCAAUCAUUCGUCGUGCUUCGAAUCUCCUAACACAACGUACGACGUCCUUCACAGUACCUGCCACGACAACAUCUCUAUUGAAAAACAAAUGUCCUCCACUAGAUGGUGAAAUUAUCUUCUCGAAGAAUAACAUUUGUGUGCAUCCACCCUCGCGUUUGCACUCCUAUACACUUCAUCAUCCAGGUUAUUUAUGUGUUAAAUGUCAGAAUAGCCCACAAUUUGGUUCGACUUUAAUUUUAACAUGGAUACCGAAUUCGACAUUGAAAAAUCGUUCGAAUACAUCUCAACUGUCACCGACAUCGGAUGAAAACUCAUCGCCAUCGAUGAACACAAAUCCGGAACAGCCACCAACAUCUACUCCACGUCAUUCGCUAUCUCGAACAAUUGAUAGUGGUUAUCAUGCAUCGAAUUCUAAUAAUCCAUUAUUAUCACCUAUCGAACAAGAAGAAAACGAAAAUCGCCGUCAUUCAUCAGAUGAUCAAUACGAAGAUGCCCUAGAUGAUAAAUCUUAUAUGAGACAAGCCUCGAUUACAUCAGAUUUAACUGAAGGACCUGAUGAGAUUUUAGACGAACAGGACGUCGACGACGCAUUUGAAACAAGUGAAACAGCAGAUCUGUCACCGAAUCGUGCGAUUGAUGAUAGUUUACCAUUUAUGAAAGAAACCAAUCUUUGGAAGAAUGCUUCCGGCAUAUGUGAGCAAAACUGUUCGAUUAACGAAGACGACGAAGCAGUACGAACAGUAGCCGAACAAUUUUGUGGUGUAUUUUCUGUGGAUCUCGGUAAAAUGCGUUCAUUACGUUUAUUUUAUUGCGAUGAUCUACCGGCUGCAGCAAGUGGUAGUGGACAACUAGUAAUUGCGUCAUGUGAAUCUCAAUAUAAAGUGUUACAUUUUCAUAAUGGUGGUCUGGAUCGUUUGAUUGAAAUUCUCAAUGAAUGGAAUCUAUUUGCAUAUGAAAAAACUCGUCGUGGUUUCGCUAAUUGUCAUCAAUUCAAUGUCGUACGUCCAACAAUUGAGUCAAGUGAUUUGCAUCCCGAAGAAGGGUGUUAUCAUCUGAUAACAACGGAUAAUUGGAGAACAUAUAUGAAUUCAUUAGGACAAAUUGAAGAUAAUCAUCAACUGAGAAAAACAAUAUUUUUCGCUGGAAUUGAUCCAUCUGUAGCUAAGGAAGUAUGGCCGUUCUUGCUUCAUCUCUAUCCAUUUGAUUCAACCUUUGAUCAACGUGAACAAAUUAGGCAUAAUAAAUUUUUACAUUAUCAAAAGAUUCGAGCACGACGAGAGACGGCCGUGGACGACCCUGAACAAGCUCAAUUUUUCCAUGAUGUCGAAGCUAUUAUUGAAAAAGACGUUGUACGCACCGAUCGAUCGCAUCCAUACUUCAAAGGCGAUGAUAAUCCAAAUUUAAGAGUGAUGAAAGAAAUUCUUUUGAAUUACGCAGCAUAUUGUCCAACAAUGGGCUAUACUCAAGGCAUGUCCGAUCUUUUAGCGCCCAUACUAACAAUUAUCCAACAUGAAUCAGAUGCAUUUUGGUGUUUUGUUGGACUAAUGAAUCGAACGAUCUUCAUCUCUACGCCAACAGAUGAUGUCAUGGAAAAGCAAUUAAGAUAUCUUCGUGAACUUUUAUUGUUGAUGUCGCCUGCAUUUUAUGAACAUUGUGCCAAAUUAUCUGAUGGACUUGAUUUACUAUUUGCUCACCGAUGGAUAUUGUUAUGUUUCAAACGCGAAUUUCCCGAACGAGAAGCAUUACGAAUGUGGGAAGCAUGCUGGUCUCAUUAUCAAACAGAUUAUUUUCAUUUAUUCAUAUGCAUAAGUAUCAUGUCAGUCUACGGCGAAGAUAUUGUUCAACAGAAUCUAGGUACAGAUGAUAUGCUUUUACAUUUCAAUAGUCUUGCAAUGCAUAUGAGUGGAUCGAUAGUAUUGAAAAAAGCUCGAAGUUUAUUGUAUAAAUUUCGUUUACUACAACGUAUACCUUGUUGUUUACAUGAUAUAUCAGUGCUUGCCGGACCAGGAAAUUGGGAUUCACAUCAUGUCCCACAAGUUUAUUGCAUAUGUAAAACUGAUCAAGAAAAAGAACGUUGUCCAUUUAGUGGUAUUUGUAUGUGA